Messenger RNA from Kwoniella botswanensis, 5109 nucleotides. RefSeq lists its product as uncharacterized. Gene Ontology annotation, molecular function: ATP hydrolysis activity; ABC-type transporter activity; ATP binding. Bases 1 to 5109 code for a protein of 1702 amino acids. The record is from RefSeq and is a predicted model, not a curated record. Gene Ontology annotation, cellular component: fungal-type vacuole membrane. Lineage: Eukaryota; Fungi; Basidiomycota; Tremellomycetes; Tremellales; Cryptococcaceae. The transcript is spliced from 18 exons. Gene Ontology annotation, biological process: transmembrane transport.
AUGAGCACGAUCCUUGUUUUCGAGACUUUGUCUACCAAAGUCGUCUAUCUAGCCAGUAAAGCUACCUGCGAAGAUGUGUGGGAUGGAGUGGAUUUCACACCUUGCUUCAAGGACAGGUAUAUAUCCAAUGUUCCCUUCAUCCUUAUCGCUCUCUCCGCCAUCUAUAUCUUCUGCAUCACUGUUCUGCCCCGUUAUCUCUCCUCCCCACCUUACGCCCCAGUAACAGCAGAAACCCUCAUCUCGCCUUCAGCAACCUCCGAUCUCGCUAAACUCGAGUCUAACGUCAUUCUGGAUUCAGUCGCCUCGAACCUUUUAUCCUCCAGCAAAGUCUCGGCUGGAAAAGGGAGAUUGACAGAUGGAGAAGCUGAGCAGGUUGUCAAUGACUGGAAAAGUGCUAGCCAGAAGAAGGAGUCGAAGUGGAGGAGAUUUAGGUUCUGGGUUGGUUUGAUAGGCGCUUUAGCUUGGUUCGAGCUGGAGAUCGCUAGAGGCGCUAUAGAAGGUAGCUGGAGGGAUAUUGUGUUUCCGGCAUGGCUGGCUUUGAUAGCUCUCAUCCCCUCAUCUCCAUUGACAGCUGUCCUUACCUUCCAUAUCCUCCCUUCACUAAUCCUUUUUCGCUCGAAUAUCAUCCAAACUCACACUUCGUCCCUCAAGAUCGCUAGUGGUAUUGUAGAAGUGGUGUAUUGGGUAGCGUUGAUCAGUAUACCGUAUUCAGAAGAGUUGGAUCGAUUAUUGAUUGGUGGUGUAUCUCAAGGAGGUGGUAGUUCAGGCAGCUAUGGAGAAAAAUUACCAAAACAUUGUGAAGAGCCUACUUCAACCUUUUCUAGGGCAACUUACUCCUUCCUCCUCCCGUUGCUGUUCAAACAUUAUUUCAAGCCAAUCACCCUCAAAGAUAUCCCAGCUAUAAGAGAAGAUGAUUCCGCUUCAUCCUCGCUUGGUGCUUUCAGAGCGUAUAGAGCUGGAAGGGACAAGGCGCACUUGGCGAAGACUGGAGAUAAAAGGAUACGGAAUCUGGGUACGGAUUUGUUCUGGUUCUUCUUCCCUGAAUUGGCAAUGCAGUCUAUCUGGGCUAUCGUGUUUGUCAUCUUCCAAUACCUUCCCCCGACCGGUCUUCGACUGUUGCUCCAAUACGUGAAAGAACGCGAUACAUCGUCUCAACCUGCACACGUCGCGGUGCUUUAUGUAGCUAUGAUGGCUGGUGGACAGAUCCUGAGCGUCAUCUUAAUGGGUCAAUCAUUGUUCAUCGGUCGACGUCUAUGUAUCCGACUAAGAGCAAUCAUCAUAUCUGAUGUUUUCGCCAAAGCGCUUCGAAGGCGUGAUCUGUCAGGGAACGUCAAAAAGAACAAGGUCGAUAAGAAUGGUAAAGUCAUUGAAGAUCCCGAAGCAUCCGCAACUGAAGGUAAAAUAGCGAAUCUGGUAUCAGUCGACGCAUUUACGAUAUCAGAGAUAUGCGCCUACAUAUACUACCUUGUAUCUUGUCCUUUUGCGGUUAUACUCAACUCAUACCUCCUGUACAAAACAUUAGGAGCAGCUUCUUUCGCUGGUACGGCGGUUCUCAUUGCUCUCAUGCCUCUUCAAGGUUUGAUCGGACGGCUGUAUACGAUAUACCAAAAACGAUUUAUGGCUGCUACAGAUGCUCGAUUGGAAAGUGUUACCGAAGUCAUUGCCCAUAUCAAGCUUAUCAAAUUCAAUGCAUGGGAAGAUAAGUUUUUCGAACGCAUGGGUAUAACUAGAAAGAAGGAACUGGCGGUCUUGGCACUUCGAUUCGCUACCACCACUUUAUUCCAGGUUUUCGUUUGGGGUACACCGGUCUUGGUAACUGGUGUAGCUUUUGCUGUACAUAGUAUGGUCCUCAAGCAACCUCUCACGGCUGAUAGAGCUUUCGCCUCUUUGAUCUUGUUCAAUAUGCUUAAGGACCCCUUGGCGUUAUUUCAAGAUACACUGACUCGACUCCUUCAAGCCUAUACCUCCUGUGGACGAAUUCAAGCAUAUCUCGACGAACCCGAUACACUCAAAUACAGACAGCUCUCUACCCCUGGUCCAGGAGAACCAUCUAUCGGUUUCAAAAAUGCCAUUCUUGGAUAUGCAACUCACGAGGAUCUACAUCAACUUGCCGAUGAUGAUGCCGAGCCAUUCGUUCUUGGUGAAUUAGAUUUAUCAUUCCCUGUAGGAGGGCUGAGUCUUAUUGCCGGACCGGUCGGAUCCGGUAAAACUACCUUAAUCCUUGGUUUAUUAGGUGAAGCGAUGUUAUUACAAGGAAAAGUGUUUAUGCCUGAUGAUCAUGCCAAUCGAGAUAUCUGUCCUAUCGACCCCUCGACCGGUCUGGCAGAUACGAUUGCCUACUGUUCUCAGACACCGUGGUUGAUUGGUGCGUCCAUCAAGGAAAACAUCGUCUUUGGCUCACAUUGGGACUCGAAGAGAUACAACGCUGUAGUAGAUGCCUGUGCUUUGCGAAGGGAUUUCGAGAUAUUCGAAUUAGGUGAUGAGACUGAAGUAGGAGAAAAGGGAACAACAUGCUCAGGUGGACAAAAAGCCCGAAUCGCCCUCGCCAGAGCUAUCUAUUCACCUGCGAAGACUAUUAUACUGGAUGAUGUCCUCUCUGCAGUAGAUGCUCAAACUGCCCGACAUCUCUUUGAUUAUGUUCUCCAAGGCAAGCUCAUUGAAGGUCGGACCGUAAUUAUGGUGACCCAUCAAGUGAAUUUGGUCGCUCCUGCAUCGAAAUUCAUCGUCAUGUUGGAAAAUGGUGGAAUGGUAGCAUCUGGGACACCCAACGAACUUGCUUCAGAAGGUUUACUAGAUCUACAUGGAAGUGGAAGUAACAGUGGACCAUCUACACCAACAGCUACUGGCAGUUCUUCAACGUUCACUUCGUCCGAUCAACCUCCAUCCGACAACAAAGCGGAAGACCUCAUCGAACCUGUAUUAGAUGAACAACCUACCGAGAUAUCAGAAGGGAAAAAACAACUCGAAGUGGAUAAAGCCGUUGAAGAGACCUCGGAAGAGGUCAAAUUGGAUAAACAGCUAGUCGCCGCUGAGAGCUCAGGUCAGGGGAUGGUCGGAAUAGGGACGUAUUGGUUAUACUUCAAAUCGAUGGGAUCGGGCAUGUUCUGGUUUAUCGUCAUCUUUGCGUUCCUGGGUAGUCAGGUAUUACAAAUUGCUAAUAAUACUUGGAUCAAAGAAUGGGCUAAUUCAAAUGAUCAUCCGACGACUUCGACUUUGUCAACGAUAUUGAAAUCCAGGCGGAUGGUGAUAGAAGAAGUACAUAGUCAAUUGGCCAAACCACGCUCUACGUUAUUCUACCUUACGGUCUAUUGGGGUAUCUCAGCAUGUUAUGUCCUGGCUGUAGCUGGACGAGUUGGAAUUACGUUCUUUGGUGCUUUAACCGCAAGUCAGAGUUUGUACUCGAAAUUGGUGAGAAGAAUCUUAGGUGCGAAGAUGAGAUUCUUCGAUUCUACACCUUCUGGUCGGAUCAUGAACAGGUUGAGUAAAGAUAUGUCUUCGAUAGAUCAGGAAGCCGGUGAAAUUUUGAUGUACUUUGCCAACUCGUGUUUGUCGGCUGCUGCUAUCCUGGUCGUUGUGACUGUGUCAACCCCCGCAUUCCUCGUCGCCCUGGUUCUGAUCGUACUGGCUUAUUGGUUGCUCGGCUCUUUGUAUGUGACCACCAAUAGAGAGAUUAAACGGAUUGAUAGCGUUACUAGAUCACCCAUUUUCAUCUCAUUCUCAGAAGUUUUGGUGGGGAUGUCAACGAUCAGAUCAUAUGGUGACAGUGCGAGAUUCAUGCGGAAAUUGUUCCAUGAGAUCGAUCAGAAUACACGAUGUUUCUGGUACUUAUGGCAGAUCAACCGACUUCUCAACAAUUUCUCAAAUUUUAUAGGAGCAUUCGUCACUAUCUUCGCGGCUGUAUUUGCUUUGAGGAACCCUAAAAUGGACGCUGGUGCUGUUGGAUUGUCCAUAACUUACGCUUUAUCGUUCACUGAAUACGUACUUUGGGUGGUAAGGCUUUAUGCGGCUAGUGAGAUGAGUAUGAAUAGUGUCGAGAGGGUUGGAGAAUACCUCGAACUUGAAGUGGAAGAAGAAGAACAUGCUAAAGGGAUCGAACCGCCCGCUCAUUGGCCAUCUAGAGAAGGAAGUGUGAUUGUAGAAGAUCUUACUUGCAGAUAUGCCCCACAGCUUGACCCCGUACUUCAAGGUGUAUCUUUCACCAUUGGACCGAGAGAAAAGAUUGGUGUUUGUGGUAGAACAGGAUCAGGAAAGAGUACUCUUGCCUUGUCGUUCUUCCGAUUCUUACAUCAAGAUGGGGGUAAAAUUAUCAUCGAUGGAUUGGAUAUCUCUAAACUUAGUUUGAACGCAUUGAGAUCUAGAUUAACUAUAUUACCUCAAGAAGCCCAGCUAUUCUCUGGAACUGUCCGAGACAAUUUGGAUCCCUUCGAUCAACAUUCCGACGAAGCUAUAUGGGAAGCUCUAUCUCAAUGUGGUUUAAUCAACACGAAAUCAAGGAAUCCAUCGAGGGUACAAUCAAAAUCGGAUUUAACGGCCUUGACACCUACCAAGACGCCUAGCAAGAGGACUUUGAGAGGUCAGGCGAGUGUGAGGAGUCUGAUGAAGAAAGUGGAUAAGAAGUUGGAAACUCUACAAACCCCCUCGGGAUUAGGGGAGGAAGAAGUAGGAGAGGAAGAAGAGAGAGUUAUGAUUAGGAGUUUGGAGGAGAAAGUAGCUGUGGGAGGAAAGAAUUUCAGUCAAGGUCAAAGACAGCUUUUGGCACUAGCAAGAGGACUACUCAAACUUCGAUCUUCAUCUUUCCUGAUCAUGGACGAAUCGACUGCGAACCUCGAUCAUGCUACCGAUGCGACCAUACAGAACGUAUUGAGAUCGGAGAUGAAAGAUGUACAGAUGAUUGUUAUCGCUCAUAGACUGAUGACUGUUUGUGGGUUGGAUAAGAUAUUGGUACUGGACCACGGAAAAGUGAUUGAAUUCGGGACACCCUACGAGCUUAUGCAAAGAGAGAAUGGAUCAUUUAGGGACUUGUGCAGACAAUCAGGAGAAGAGACGCAAUUAUUGGAAUUGGCAAAACAGGUUCAUAAGGCUAAACUGAAUAGGGAUAGAACACCAUAG